Rhizopus microsporus ATCC 52813 is the source of this 447-nucleotide messenger RNA. RefSeq names its product acyl-CoA N-acyltransferase. The record is from RefSeq and is a predicted model, not a curated record. The transcript has a single exon. The coding region runs from base 1 to 447 and encodes 148 amino acids. Gene Ontology annotation, molecular function: glucosamine 6-phosphate N-acetyltransferase activity; monosaccharide binding. Gene Ontology annotation, biological process: UDP-N-acetylglucosamine biosynthetic process. NCBI's taxonomy places the organism in Eukaryota, Fungi, Mucoromycota, Mucoromycetes, Mucorales, Rhizopodaceae. Gene Ontology annotation, cellular component: endoplasmic reticulum-Golgi intermediate compartment; endoplasmic reticulum; Golgi apparatus.
AUGAGUAACUCAAGGUCUAUACAAAUAACACAGCUAACCAACAAGACAAUAUCAGAAGAGCAUUUAAACCAGUUGGUGCGCCUCGUACAGCAGCAGUUAUCGAGUUCAACAACAAAGGAAAGCGUCCUUGCUGCCCUUUCGUCAACCCAAAGCGUCAUCUUGGGAGCAUUCAGUGAAGACAUCUUGGUUGGAACUGCUAGUUUAGUCUGUUCACACUGUGUAACUGGCACUCGAGUACAUAUUGAAGAUGUUGUAGUAGAUUCGGAACAACGGGGUAAAGGUAUAGGCACCUAUUUGAUCAAUGAGACGAUUGACCGUGCGAAAAAACUACAAGCAAAAUCAAUCGAUCUUACAAGUCGACCUGAUCGUGAAGCGGCCAAUAAGCUUUAUAGAAAAUUAGGAUUUGUUCAAAGGGAAACCAAUGUAUAUAGAUAUGCGAGCCCUUGA